AGCAGGAGCCGUUAGCUUAGCUCGGUUUCAGUUCAGUUCAGUUGAGCUGAGCUGAGUUAGCGCUCCGGUUAUCACAGAGCUGCUGCAGUAAUGUGGGUCGCGGUCGGUUUUGUUGUCGUGCUGUUGGUCGUGUUGCUCUUCAAAAAUGUGUUCGGCUCAUCCGGACCGAGUCCUUUUGACUUCGACUCCCGCGAACCGCUGAAGCCGAUGGUGCUGGAUAGGAAAGAGAAGAACAAAGUGCUGAAACAAGGCUUUCUGGCCAGCAAAGUCCCCCAGGAUCUUGAUGCCAUUGUGAUUGGCAGUGGCGUCGGUGGGCUGGGUGUCGCAGCUUUACUGGCGAAGGUUGGAAAGAAGGUUCUGGUACUUGAACAGCAUGACCGGGCUGGAGGAUGCUGCCACACCUUCUCAGAGAAAGGCUUCGAGUUUGAUGUUGGAAUCCACUACAUUGGUGAUAUGCUGGAAAAUGAGAUGUUCCGGUGCAUAGUGGACCAAAUGACCAAUGGGCAGCUUCAGUGGGAGGCUAUGGACAACCCCUAUGAUGAGGUGGUCCUGGGGCCUCCGGAGAACCGCCGCGUCUACCACAUCUACAGUGGGGAAGACCGCUUCGCUCAGGAGCUGAAGAAGUGCUUCCCAGGAGAGGAGAAGGCCAUUGAUGAGUUCAUGAGGCUGAUUAAGAAAUGUGGUCAAGGUAUUUGGUUUAUGGCUGUAUUGAAGCUCAUCCCCUCUCCGGUUGCUAAGUUCCUGGUCUACUCAGGGUUGAUCAAUCGUCUGUCAUAUUUCUUCCGUUAUGGCACUCGUAGCCUGGCUGAGGUGGUGAAUGGCCUCACUCAGAAUAAAGACCUCAGGGCUGUGUUCUGCUACAUCUUUGGCACGUAUGGAAAACCCCCAAAAGAAGCCAGUUUCUCCAUGCAUAGUUUGCUUUUGUGCCACUUUAUGCCCGGUGCCUGGUACCCGAAGGGAGGAGCGAGUGAGAUUGCCUUCCACAUGAUUCCUGUCAUAGAGAAGGCAGGAGGAGCUGUUCUCGUCAGAGCUCCUGUCAACCGCAUCCUCCUCAACGAUGCCAAGGAGGCUAUAGGUGUGAGUGUUAUGAAGGGACACGAGGAGGUACAUGUGCACGCUCCCAUCGUCAUCUCAGAUGCUGGAAUCUUCAACACCUACCAGCAGCUCCUGCCCAAAGAGGUGCAGGCCAUGUCAGCAAUCCAGAAGCAGUUGAGUUUGGUGAAGCAUGGAGACGGGGCACUCAGUGUCUUUCUGGGUCUGGAUGGGACAAAAGAGGAGUUGGGUCUCGAAGCAAAAAACUACUGGAUCUACACAGAGAACGACCUGGAUGCAUUGAUGGAGGGCUACAUGAAAGGGGACAGAGACGAGGCACUAAAGAGUCUACCUCUUGUUUUUCUUGCUUCGCCAUCUGCCAAAGACUCCACUUGGGAGCAGAGAAAGCCAGGUAAAUCCACUCUGACUGUGGUGAGCUUUGCUUCCUACUCGUGGUUUGAGGAAUGGAAAGAUGACAAGGUGAAAAACAGAGGGGCUGACUAUAAGGAACUAAAGGAGACCCUCAUCAACUCCCUUUUAGAAGUGGUGUAUCAGAUCUUCCCCAAGACAAAGAAUAAGAUAGAGUACAUGGAUGCCGGCACUCCCAUCACUAACCAGCACUACCUCGCUUCCCCUAAGGGGGAGAUCUAUGGAGCUGACCACGACACUUCCCGCUUCAGUACAGAUGUCUGCAUCUCCAUGAGACCACAAACGCCCAUCAAGAAUCUCUACCUCACAGGCCAAGAUGUGUUUUUAUGUGGUUUUGCGGGUGCGCUGGCUGGGGCUAUGCUGUGUGGAUCUGCUGUUCUCAACCGCAACCUUUACGUGGACGUCUUUAACCUCUGUAGGAAACUCAAACAAGCCAAAAAGAAAACCCAGUAA
Molecule: messenger RNA, 1914 nt
Organism: Colossoma macropomum (tambaqui)
Lineage: Eukaryota; Metazoa; Chordata; Actinopteri; Characiformes; Serrasalmidae
Product: all-trans-retinol 13,14-reductase-like
Exons: 11
Coding region: 91-1914 (607 amino acids)
Molecular function (GO): all-trans-retinol 13,14-reductase activity
Source: RefSeq, a predicted model, not a curated record